GCUGCCUCCCGCCAGUAGGCGGUGAGGGUAUAUGCAUUGUUGGCGCGGCUCAAACAAAUCUAAUUAAAUGUCAAAUAGCCUGUUAUUCUUACUCCUGGUCACGGGGACCUGACCUUUUUGCACUUUACUUGACACCACUUUGGAAGAUCGAGUUAGGGCGGGAGAAAGAGCGAAGGGAAUAGAGCGUGACUGAGAUGGUGCGCUGAAGAAUAGAUUGAACUUGUACACUUCAAAUUACGCCGCUGGCGGUAAGACAGCCCUCCUCAUCUUUGGAAUAUUCCCAUUCAGUCUGACGUCUUCCAACGCUCACUGACUGUGUUGAUCGGCGAAGAACAUGUGCUAAUAUAUUCCGAAAGGCUGCCAUUAUGACUCCUUCCUAUCCAAGUGGGCUCAAGACAGGGAGAUAAUAGAUAGGGUUUUACCAUAUUUGCGUUCUAUCACACAAUUUAAACCUUGACUGUCCUCGUUAAUAGACAUUAGGUUUUUUUUUUAAUCCAUCGAAAAGCCCUCAACCACUCUUUCUUCUCAUAUGUGAGAACAUAUUUAACCAAAUAUAGUUCGAUGAAACAAAAAAGUCAUUGACAUUCUGGUUAUUAUAUUGGGUCAACUAUGAGAAUUUCAAUUAAAAUCAUAACCAACACAAACAUUAAAUUAAAUUAUGACAUUUCUAAGGGAGAAAAUAUAUGAACGAUGCUGAGUCAAACACUUCAUUAUGACUCACAUCAGUAAACAUCUCAUUUAAACGUGCUAAAAAGUUAAAGUUGGUGCUUUUAUGCCUCUAUAGCCCAGUGUUUAACUGGUGAUGUAGCCUUGAAUUCACCUCUGUCUCUCCUAGACUACUCUCCCGCUCUGUUUAUUCACUCUAAAUCGACUCGUGGCGUCACUGAGCCUUCUAUUAUGACGACUGCCCUAUUAACAAUGACAGCGCGUGAGGAGAGAGAGGGCAAUGGUGAUCCCUCCCAGAUAUCGUGCAGCACUCUCGAGCGCUCGCAUCGCACAGCUCCUCGUCUGCGUUUCCUGCUCCCAGACUGUCUUACCAAGCUCCGGGAGAUCUGGCCCUCUGCUCUCGUCUAACGGUUAUGGACAGCGCUAAGGACAUGCUGAUGCGCACCGAGGGUGGUCAGGUUGGCACACUGUCUGCCAAAACUGGCUCUAAUUUGACGGAAGCUACUGGAGACCCCAUGCGCAAGUUACCGGACAAACCGGUUAACCAGAACAGACUGAGCCCAGUGCCUUAUUCGCAAAACCUAGUGGAUGACGCCACAAAGGGACACCGUAGCGCAAAGUACGGAGAAGUGACACUUGCUAGCAAGCCCUCCGCGCCGGACAGAGACCUGUCAGACAUUCCCAACAAAGAGGCCAGCAGCUCAGAUGCGGAAUCAGAUCUCUAUGAGGAAAUAGAUGUCAGCUGUACCCCAGAGAGCAUGGAUUACCCGAGUGGACAAGGAAUGGCGAUGGGCUCGCCGAACCACGGUAAAGAAGUCGGUGUGGACAACAAGAUGGGCUCAGGCCCCGGUUCUCUCAACUACGGUUCUGACCAGAUGCGAAGGUAUCGAACAGCAUUCACGAGAGAGCAGAUAGCACGACUGGAGAAAGAGUUUUACCGGGAAAAUUACGUGUCCAGGCCACGUAGGUGCGAGUUGGCGGCUGCCUUAAAUUUACCGGAAACAACAAUAAAGGUUUGGUUUCAGAACCGUCGCAUGAAAGACAAGAGACAGAGGCUGGCUAUGACUUGGCCGCAUCCUGCCGACCCUGCCUUUUACACUUAUAUGAUGAGCCAUGCUGCAGCCACGGGCAGCCUGCCCUAUCCAUUUCAAUCUCACCUUCCUCUACCUUACUACUCUCCACUCAGCGGAGUGACUGCAGGUUCAGCCUCUGCUACCGGGGGUCCAUUCUCCAAUCCUCUGCGCUCGCUGGAUAGUUUUCGGGUGCUUUCGCAUCCAUACCCGCGUCCUGAGCUACUGUGCGCCUUCAGACACCCAUCACUGUAUCCCAGCCCGGGUCAUGGGCUUGGUCCUGGUGGAAGCCCAUGCUCCUGCCUUGCCUGUCACGCUGCCAGUCAGUCAAACGGGCUCCCACACAGGUCCAACAACGCAGACUUCUCGUGUUCGCCCACGACCAGGACUGAGGCCUUCCUCACGUUCUCGCCAGCAGUCAUCAGCAAAUCAUCUUCAGUGUCUUUGGACCAGAGGGAGGAAGUGCCACUAACCAGAUAAGACGACAGCAAGAGGCCACGGAUUCUUCGGAUCUACUGUGUCCAUCUCCAGUAGCUGCAGUAGUAAUAGUGGCUCUGUCCAGCUCUUCAUUGCCUAUACUGAUGGAUUCCCAUAUCAGAGGAGCGGCUGGUCGAUGCCCCCACAUUCUUCAUUUACCAGUGAGUGAGAGAGAGACAGAGGCCAAGCAAUGUGUUUAACCUGGCCAAUGCUCAGAGCUGAGAUGAAGCCAGAAUUUCUGGACAUGAACCACUGGAUCAUUGGUUCUUGCUUAGAAGGUUGUUAUUUAAAUUGAUCAAAGUGUACAUAUUCCAUGUGUAUGUGUAGCUUCUGAGAACAAAAUCCACAAAAAUCUAAUUAUGAUCAUACGGUACCUUAAUUUUGGCUCAGGAUGUAGGAGAUACAAAUUUGGUGCUUCCACUGUGACAUUGUGGACCUUCCAAGCAGCUUAUGGGCUGGUCUGAAUGUACUUCUGGAUCCAGAGGCAUACUUGAGUUAUAUGAAAAAAUAUUUUACGUUUAUCAAAUGCCAAAACAAUCAAAACAUUAGGUAAUAGAUGGAAUCCAAAUGUAAUUAUUAAUACAGAUAUUUUAAAGCCAUGCCAAUAUUUAAUUUUAAAUCUUUAAUUUUUAAAAGAAAGCAUACACAUAAAGAGCACAAGGUUUAUAUUUUUUAUUUACCUUGGUGACUAGAGUUGAGAAAAUACAAAUACACUGCACAAAGGAUAUGUGAUUAAGAUGCUUUAAAAACUGUUAUUUGGAUAAGUUGGACUUGUAAGUGUACACUGGUUAAGUCAUUAAUAAUUAUGAAGACAGAAAUAGUAAAACAUUUCCAUUUGAAAAUAAACCCAUUUUAUUUGAGGCUAUGGACAUAUUUAAAACAACCACGAAAAUCAUUUAGUGCCAUCAACAUUAUAAAAUCAAUAGUCAAGGUCAUGGUUGUCUGUUUUUUCAUAUAGCAACUCCACCCCUUUCUUACAUCUCUGACACUAGUCAGCUAACACAAAUAAAUUGCAUGGUGUGAACCCAAAUGUCUAUUGUAACAACAGUACAUUGCAAACAUCCGUCUGACCAGUUUUGUGUUCUUUUUAAGUUAUAAUUAGGUUUUGAUAAGGAUGGUACAUCUAUUCAGGUACAUCAAUUCAGUUGAUUAUUUUCUAUUUAUAAAAUUACUUGUGAAAUUCCUAUUGUUAACUCACAUUUUUCAUUAUGGUUCAAAAAGUUUAGGCUAUUCUUACAACAAUUGUAUUGUCAUCACAAUUAAGAAUGCUGCUGAAGUUACUCUUCAAUUUAUUUUCUCAUGCAGCUGCAAGAGUGAAGCUCAGUUGAAGUGUACCCAAAUCAUGCGAUAUUGUCUAAAAUAAUUUAAUAAGCACUUUGUUUUAUGGGAGUGAGUUAUUGUUUUAUGAUGACUCAGGGAGCCAAUGGCUUUGCAGUGCUCUCCAGCUCUCUCCACACCUCGUUUUAUUUUACAGCACUAUGCUUUAUUACUCGGCAACCAUGCCGCCGAGCUGCACGGCAACCGUGCCAAACCCUGAGUUUUCCCAUCAUUUCCCAGUCCUCUAUCAGAUAAAUCUAUAGCAUUAUGAAAUAUCAAAAUAACUUCAUGCGUGCUGAAGAAUAUCAAUGUACGUAUUGUAAAAAUUUUCAGUUCAAUGAAUGUUCUCAAAACAAAUCAUGAGAGUAUUUAUACUCCACUGGCAAUUGCUAAAAAAGAGGAUUAUUUUACCUAAACUUUUAGAAAGUAUGAUGAGAGGUGAAUGUAGCUGGUGAAUGUAAAGAAGUGUGUAUGCAAGAACUGUAUGUGUGAUAGUGUAACCCUGGGAACAAGUGAUGUGUUUUCAUUACAGCUCUCUGGCCCUUUUACUUGUGUCCGAUAUGCUCCAACCCCCAACCCCCAGAAGGCAACAGGACAAGGCGCACACUGACAGGAGAAUCAUUGGCGCAUGACAGGGGUGUCCUGGUUUUCCCCUUCUACACGCUAGCUGCUGUUAAAGAUUCAAGACAUGAGCUAUGUGCACUGCUUGCUCAAGCUUUCAUUAGAUUGUAUUAAGUUAUACUGCAUCACCAUAAUUAGAUGGAAUCAAGCAAGAAUAAAAGAUUUCAGCAAGCAGCACUGAGUCACAUUGAAAACAUAAGAACUAUAUUGAAUUGAAUUCAACUGGCCACACUGCACAUUGAAUUGUAAUCUGACUGAAUUGUAAUUCAACAUGGGUAAUGCAUUCUAGUAAUGUAUUCUAAUGCACCCCAUGGUCAAAACAUUAAUUAAAGGGUUAGUUCACCCAAAAAUGAAAAUUCUGUCAUUUAUUACUUACCCUCAUGCCGUUCCACACCGUAAGACCAUCG
This is a messenger RNA of Megalobrama amblycephala (Wuchang bream), 4558 nucleotides long. It is a transcript of the gene evx1, whose product is annotated as even-skipped homeobox 1. NCBI's taxonomy places the organism in Eukaryota, Metazoa, Chordata, Actinopteri, Cypriniformes, Xenocyprididae. Gene Ontology annotation, molecular function: RNA polymerase II cis-regulatory region sequence-specific DNA binding; DNA-binding transcription factor activity, RNA polymerase II-specific. The record is from RefSeq and is a predicted model, not a curated record. Gene Ontology annotation, biological process: regulation of transcription by RNA polymerase II. Bases 1080 to 2216 code for a protein of 378 amino acids. Gene Ontology annotation, cellular component: nucleus. The transcript has 4 exons.